Messenger RNA from Drosophila rhopaloa, 2083 nucleotides. RefSeq lists its product as uncharacterized. The transcript is spliced from 3 exons. Lineage: Eukaryota; Metazoa; Arthropoda; Insecta; Diptera; Drosophilidae. Bases 764 to 2050 code for a protein of 428 amino acids. The record is from RefSeq and is a predicted model, not a curated record.
GGCAUCAACAUAUCGUAAAAUAAAAAGUGGAGCCCCAGUCGAAUUGGUACCAAUCGAGAGCCCAAUUCGCUUCUAAUGGUAAUUAUCUGCUUCAUAAAUUCGCGUUCAAUUCCGCCCGGGGUGUUGGCAUUCCCCAAAUACCAGUGUUUUAAUUGUAUAGGCCGAUCGACCGGACCAUCUCUCGCGCCUCGAACGUUCUCGAAAAUUGCAUUAAUUUAACGCAUGAUUGGCAGUCCUGGCAAAUGGAAGCGUCACAGCUAAAGUGAAAUUAUGCAAAUUUCGUCGCUGCUUUUUUCGAUGUGAGUGCCCGGGCACAGAGCAAUCGGAAUGUUCGAUUGCUCAAUUACACUAAAGAACAAAAAGGUGUGCUCUUGCGCUGAGUCACAGAAAAACUGAAAUUCAUUUAGUGAUUGAUACUCACAAAAACUAGUCUUAAAGAAUAUUCCUUUUAAAGUAAUUGCACAUAAAGUUUCAUUAAAACCCAUUUUCUCGUUAUUAGUGAUUGAAGUCUACUCUUUUUUCUGAAACUUUUCCUAAUUGUUAAAAAAUAUACUCAUAUUUCUCAACUAUAAUUUGUACUAUUUUUUAAUAACUUAUCUAUAAUUUUAACAAUUUUAAAGGCAUAACUUUAUAAUAAAUAUUUAAAAAACAAGUGAUAAAGUUAUCUUUACUGAUCUUUAGUUAUAAUAUUAAAAUCAUAAUACCUAAAGUAGAGCCGACAAGUGUUGACCAAGUGACUUUUGCUGGUUUCCAUUAAGGAAAAAUGGGAAAAACAAUCAAAGUAAUUGGAUGUGCUGGAGUUGGCACUCUACUUAUUUGGCUGCUGCCUCUUUGCCUGAUCGAAAAUUACGGUCCGCCAAAUGGUAAUGGUCACUCCAAUGGCUCCAACACGCUGGUCAUUGCUCCUGGUGCCCCUCCUCCUGCUCCACCACCCCAGGAAGCUGGAAGGGAUGCGAUGAUGCGCCUGCACCGCCAGAAGCGCUACCUGCUCUUCCCGGAGGGUUCCUCCUUCCAGCUGGUGUUCGACAUCAUCAUACCCAUCAUAGACUACACCAACUACGCCAUCCUGGGCAUCACCUGCUCCGUGGCCUGGGAGCUGCCCAGUAAGCCGCCCAGCGAGCUGAUUGAAAACGUGCUCACCCGCAUCAACGACGGUACCAUCGGUACUGUCCGGCGGAAUGGCAGCGCCCCCGAUCCGGAGCCGGACCCCUCCCUGCCCCCCAAGGAUCCGGACAAUCGAGCCACUGCUAAUUGGCAGGCAGUGCACGCACCGCCUGCGAGUCCACCGGCAUAUGCGGCCAAUGAGCACGGCUCCCAUUCGUACUACACGAAUAUCCAGCGCAUCCCGGCCGCUUACCCAUAUGCAAAUGCGAAUGCGAAUUCGGAUGCAAAUGCAAAUGGACAGCAGCGGCAGGCGCCGAUGCCUGCUAAUUGGGAUGCGCGACAGUCGCUCUCGAAGUGGCAGAGGAAGGGGGCGGGGACGGUGGCAGGGGCGGGAGCUGGAACGGACAACUGGUGGACGCGGAACGGACAGCGGGUGCAGCACAACUGGCGCCAAAAGCAACGCAUGUGGGGUCCUUCGAAAUGGGACUAUAGCUACACCCAGCGACCCCGACAAGUGCUGCAGUCACCGCCCAAACAUCAUAUAUAUCCUGUUUUUGCGAAACGCAGAAGGCGACGAAGUCUGGAACAGGAUCCCCAUUUCGAGCGGCUCCACCUGCAGCAGCACCUCAGUUCGCGGCAGCUGCUCUUUGGCAAAAUCGAACGUCUCUACAAGUCGCGACGACUGAAUGGCACCUCCUGUGUGCUGCGAGCUCUCUGCGAAUCCGGCCAAAGGCAGACGCAGUUUCAAGGAACAAAUGUGGUCAAACCACAAAGCUUUAUAAUGGAACUGCUCUCGGCCAUCUUCCAACUGCCCAACAGCGAUGACGUGGACAACCUUGGGGAAUUGGAGCUAAUGAUUUCCCCCCAUUAUAUGGAGGCCCAUCGACAACAGGGCAACUGUCGACAACUCUACGGUGAUUGCAAUCACGCAUUUUGGUUGGAUUAAACAGAAACAGACUAUAAAUUUCUAGAAAUUACA